AUGCCUGGGCCUCUCCCACUGCCCUGCCUGUUGCUGCCCAGUUUGUUGCUCCUGACUUUUAUGGACCAGGAUCAAUUGCAACCUCUGGAGGAGAGAACUCUGCAUAUACAGAUUGCAUGGUCUGUACAUCACCCAGGGCCUCCCAACUUGCCAGGCGAGGAUGGCAGACCUGGUACAACCAACUACCUCCAGCAGAGAGAACUUCCCCACAGUCUAACUGCACAAAAUCAUUACUACCCUGUUUUCGAUGGCAGCCAAGCACCUGGCAUGCCCACACCUGCUAUCAUGCAUGAUUUUUCGGUUUCUGCUUGUGCAAACAAAUCGGCUCAGUCAGAUGCUGGCAUUGCUGGUGUGGAGCUGGACAACAAUCAUUGGCAAGAUGAUGCCAUUGCACCUAUGACGAUAGCACAUCCUUUGAUGACUCCAUCAUUGCUGGCCUGCAAUCACCUGUCAUCACCUGUUGCAACUGUGACCAUAGACUCGCUACUGGGUCUUGUCACUGAUAGACCUGAGUUCCCACCAGUGACUGAUUUUCUUUAUGAUUGCAUGGAUAAUGUCAACAUCAAAGAUGGUGAUGAAGGUUAUGGUUUUGUAGCUACAGACCAAUCCCGAGUGCCUGGUUUCCAUGACAAUGAUGCUGGGCUUGCUGAUUCUAGCAGAAAUCCUGAUGUUACUUGCCCUAUAAAAUCAGGACCUUAUGGGAGUGACAUCUGCAAUCGAAAGGAGAGCAGUGGAGGACCUUCCCCAUCUCCUCAACCUGGUACUGUGUCUAUUGACCUGUUGCCACUGUUUUCUACUGACAAAUUCCAAGUAGCCAAUUUCCAUGAUGAGCAUGUAAUGGAAUAUGGAGAUGAUGAUGAUGAUGAUGAUGAAGGGUAUGGUUCAGCAGCUGCUGACAAAUCCCAAGUGCCUGGUUCCCACAAUGACCAUGCCAUGGAAUGCGGACAUAAUAAUGUUGAUACCAAAGAUUACAAUGAAGAUUGGAGAGGCUAUGUGGCAGACUGCGAUGGUGAAGAUGGGCCUGUCAGUUUCAGGGGGCAUACAUCGGAGAACCCAGGUGAUGUGGCUCUUGAGCAGCUCUUGGGAGGUGACCAUGGAGCCAUGGAAAAAUUGUCUCCAGCCCCAAAAGGGCUAUCUAUGGUCACACCUGCCAACCCCAUGCUUAACCCUGAGGAAGAGCAGGUAGGUCUAGCACCCUGGGUGAGGCAUCUUGAUACUAGGAUUAAUGUUGUACAGGAAAAUGUGUGGCAGCAUGCAGUCCACCUACUAGGGUGUGGAGGGCCCACUGCUGAAGACUUCCAUUUGGACUCCCAAGGACUGCUUUCUUCAGACUGGAACAAACAUGCUACAGAAGUCUUUGCAUCUCACUUCUUUGAAUGUGGAUGGUAUGGUUCUCCAAACAAAAGCAUUAUUAAGAAAGUCUUCUGCACUCACCUGCACACCCUAUGUGCACAGUACAUGGAUUUGCAAGCCAAUAGUGACCCUGAUGACAAGCAGCUGCAAAUUCAGCAUGACAAAGAAAAAGAGAAUGCAAGAGAUCAGAGAUGCCACUCAUUCAAUGUGAAUGGCCAAACCAAACAUGGUGCUUGCCCACAUACAUGGGUCCCUUCACACUGGGUGGAAUCAGCAGGUCUGGCAGUCCCAGGCUUACUGAGCAACUUCUAUGAUCGUACUUGGCUCCUCAAUCUGGAUGAUGAUGAUAAAAGGUGGAUUUAUCACACAUGGAGGCUGUUUGAGGGUAGUGGAGAAAUUCAAGGGCAUGAAAGGGAGGAAGCUUGCAAGUAG
Pisolithus orientalis is the source of this 1785-nucleotide messenger RNA. RefSeq lists its product as uncharacterized. Lineage: Eukaryota; Fungi; Basidiomycota; Agaricomycetes; Boletales; Pisolithaceae. The transcript is spliced from 12 exons. The coding region runs from base 1 to 1785 and encodes 594 amino acids. The record is from RefSeq and is a predicted model, not a curated record.